Molecule: messenger RNA, 5297 nt
Organism: Panthera uncia (snow leopard)
Lineage: Eukaryota; Metazoa; Chordata; Mammalia; Carnivora; Felidae
Gene: CCPG1
Product: cell cycle progression 1
Exons: 9
Coding region: 1884-4313 (809 amino acids)
Cellular component (GO): membrane
Source: RefSeq, a predicted model, not a curated record
ACUUAAGUGAUUGCCAGAGAGUGAAAGUUUCUGAAUUUCUCUGUAAAGGGUUUGACUGUUUGUAGAGAAUAGUUAUUCUCAAGGUCAGAUUGGAGUAAGUAUUGUAUGUAACCUUCCGUCAGUUUCAUCUUUGCCGGUAUAUAAUUGUUUUGGGUGUUUAUAUAUGUUUAUGAAGGGAGUAAGAAAAGUGUUGAAAAAUGGUACUAGAGAAAGUGACAAGUGCCAUAAUAAUUAAAACAGCAUUGGUACAGGAAGAUAGAUCAGCGGAACAGAAUGGAGACUACAGAAAUUGAUUCAUAAAUGUAUAGAACUUAAAAAAAAUUUUUUUUUAAUGUUUAUUUUUGAGAGAGAGACAGAGUGACAGCGGGGGAGGGACAGAGAGCAAGGGAGAUACAGAAUCCAAAACUGACUCCAGGCUCUGAGCUGUCAGCACAGAGCCUGAUGCAGGGCUUGAACUCACGAACCAUGAGAUCAUGACCUGAGCUGAAGUUAGACACUUAACUGACUGAGCCACCCAAGUGUCCCUAUAGAACUUUACAUAAUAAAAACUGGCAUUUCAAAUCAUAGAAAAAGUAUGAAAUUUCCAUAAUCGGGAUAUUUUCUCACCAAAAGGGAAAAAAAUCCAGAUGUAUAGAUUUAAACAGUUAAAUGUAAAGCCAAAACUGAAAAAGUCCUAAUAGAAAAUAUAGGAGAAUAGUUUUGUCAUCCUUGGAUUAGGAAAGACUUUUUAAGAGCAAGCAAGAUAUAUAAUAGAGGUGUUCUAAAGAACACCCUGUUCUCCAUCCUCUGUAUUUGGCUGCAUAAAAUUUAUGAUAGAAGGUAUUUUUAAAAAACUGAAGCAUUUUAGAAGAAAAUAUUUGUGAUGGGUGUAAUAGUGAAUUAUUUUGUGACCCAAUUUAAAGAAUUUCAGAUCAAUAAAGAUAAUCCAGUAAGAAAGUGAACAUAAGAACAUGAGAUAAUCUACAGAAAAGGAAAUAAGGAUAGUCAGUAAACAUUGGGAAAGAUUUACAACCCCACUAAGUUAUCUGGGGAAUGUGCAUUAAAAUAAGAUAGUUUUUGCUCAGGAGAUGAUCAGACAUUAAUGAUGGUUGUUAGCCUUUUGAGGUUAUGGAGAAAUAGUUGCCCUCAUAUUUUGGUAGGAGACCUUCCCUAACCUUAUCUAAUCUUAUUCUGAUCCCUAUCCUCCAAUCCCUACAUUCAGUUUUCCCCCUUCAUGCUUUAUUUUUCUCCACAGUUAUUAGCCACCAACUGACUUACCAUAUAUUCUGCUUGUGUGUAGCCCUAGAAUAUGAACUCUUCAGGGAAGGUCCUGGUGUUUUGCCACCCUGCUGUGCUGUAUCCCCAUCACUUGGAAUAAUUCAUGCAUGGCACGUAGUACUUGCUCAAGAAGUAUAUGCUGACUCAAUGAAUGAAAUACUUAUGUUUCAGAUCAAGAUAGGCUCAUUUAAAAUAUUUCUGAAGAGUUGUUAUUGGAGAAAUAAUUAAAUAUAAAGGGUGUUUAAAAAUUUUUUAUUAGUUGGGUUGUUGGAUCCUCUUCCCUUUCUCAUGAUGAAGUCUGGUUUAAAGCAGGCAUUUUGAUAUCCUUUUGGGGAGGUGAAAGUUCCAGAGCCUUUGAAAAACAUUUUAGAAAUAGAUUCUUGAAAGCUAUCUAGACUGCCUUAUCUUUGAUCCCACUUACAGCACAGCAGCACUUUUGAGACCUUUGCUGACAGCCCAUUGGUUGGCUUACAUUGGAAUUAUAGACAUGUGGGAGAAUAAUGCUCCCAUUCUUCUCCAUCAUGUCUAAUUCUAGAAGAUAUGGUGAUAGGAAACCUUACCCUUUUCCAUAGUAAAAUGUAGCUACUCAGGAAGGAUGAGGGGCACCAUUAUAUCAGACCUGAAAAAUGUCUGAAAAUUCCAGUGACAGUGAUUCAUCUUGUGGUUGGACUGUCAUCAAUCAUGAGGGGUCUGAUAUAGAGAUGGUGAAUUCUGAACAUGGCACAGCCAGUGACAGCUGUGAGCUCGCUCCAGAAUGCACAUCUUUAGAGCAAGAGGAGCUACAAGUAUUACAAUCAGAGCAAGGAGAGAGUAGCCAAAAUGGCACAGUGUUAAUGGGAGAAACUGCUUAUCCAGCUUUGGAGGAAACGAAGUCAGCACUUGAGAGAGAAGAAAAGUCGUCGGAAGACCAUGUCUAUUUUGGAACUGUCAGUGAUGAUUCUGAUAUUGUUACCCUUGAGCCACCUAAGUUAGAAGAAAUGGGAAAUCAGGAGGCUAUAAUUGUUGAAGAAGCACAGAGUCCAGAAGACUUUAACAUGGGCUCUUCUUCUAGCAGCCAGUAUACAUUCUGUCAGCCAGAAACUGUAUUUUCAUCCCAGCCUAGCGAUGACGAAUCAAGUAGCGAUGAGACCAGUCAUCAGCCUAGUCCUGCCUUUAGACGACGCCGUGUUAGGAAGAAGACUGUUUCUAGUUCUGACUCUGAAGAACGGCUACUCCCCGAACAAGAAACCGAACCCUCUAAGGAGUUGCAUAAACGCCAGUUCAGCAGUGGUCUCAAUAAAUGUGUUAUACUUGCUCUGGUGAUUGCAAUCAGCAUGGGAUUUGGACAUUUCUAUGGCACAAUUCAGAUUCAGAAGCGUCAACAGUUAGUCAGAAAGAUACAUGAAGAUGAAUUGAAUGAUAUGAAGGAUUAUCUUUCCCAAUGUCAACAGGAACAAGAAUCUUUUAUAGAUUAUAAGUCAUUAAAGGAAAACCUUGCAAGAUGUCGGGCCCUUACUGAAGAAGAGAAGAUGGCCUUUGAAACUCAGAAAAAGAACCUUGAUACAGAAAAUCAGUAUUUAAGAAUAUCUCUGGAGAAGGAAGAAGAAGUCUUAUCUUCAUUACAGGAAGAGUUAAGGAAACUAAGAGAACAGAUUAGGCUAUUGGAAGAUAAAGGGACAGGUACUGAAUUAGUUACAGAAAAUCAGAAACUUAAGCAGCAUCUGGAAGAAGAAAAGCUGAAGACACACAGCUUCCUUAAUCAAAGGGAGACUCUUUUAGCAGAAGCAAAGAUGCUAAGGAAGGAACUGGAGAGAGAACGACUGAUAACCAUGGCUUUAAAGGUGGAACUCCAGCAGUUAAGCUCUAGUGAAUCAUAUGGCAACCCAGACUCUCCGAAUGUAUUGACUGAAAAAAAGGAAAUAGAGGUCUUACGGGAAAGACUCACUGAGCUGGAGCAGAAGCUAAACUUUGAACAGCAGCGUUCUGAUUUGUGGGAAAGGCUGUAUAUUGAGGCAAAAGAUCAAAAUGUAAAACAAGAAACUGAUGGAAAAAAGAAAGGGAGCAGAGGAAACCACAGGGCUAAAAAUAAGUCAAAGGAAACAUUUUUGGGUUCAGUUAAGGAAACAUUUGAUGCCAUGAAGAAUUCUACCAAGGAGUUUGUGAGACAUCAUAAAGAAAAAAUUAAACAAGCUAAAGAAGCUGUGAAAGAAAACCUGAAAAAGUUUUCAGAUUCAGUUAAAUCCACUUUCAGGCAUUUCAAAGAUACCACCAAGAAUAUCUUUGAUGAAAAGGGCAAUAAAAGAUUUGGUGCAACAAAAGAAGAAGCAGCUAAAAAACCGACAGUCUUUAGUGAAUAUUUACACCCACAGUAUAAGUCACGUACACAAAACCAGAAUAAUAGAGGCCCUACUAUGCAAAGAGAGGGAAGGAAAGAAAAGCCAAUUCACUUUGAAGAAUUUAGAAAAAAUACAAAAUCACAGAAAUGCAGUUCUGAGCAUGACUGUAGUGCAAAUUUUGAUUCUUUCAGAAAGUCUUGUUCUGGUGUAUUUGAAUGUGCUCAACAGGAAUCCAUUAACCUUUUUAAUAUGAAAGUGUUGAAUCCUGUAAGGAUAGAUGAAUUUAGACAGUUAAUUGAAAGGUAUUUGUUAGAAAAACUGGAUAGUUUUCAUCACUGGAAAGAACUUGAUCAGUUCAUCAAUAAGUUUUUCCUAAAUGGUGUCUUUAUACAUGAUCAGAAGCUCUUCACAGACUUUGUUAAUGAUGUUAAAGAUUAUCUUAAAGACAUGAAGGAAUAUCAAGUAGAUAAUGAUGGAGUGUUUGAGAAGUUGGAUGGAUAUAUAUAUAGACACUUCUUUGGUCACACUCUUUCCCCUCCAUAUGGACCCAGUCGACCAGAUAAAAAGCAACGUAUGGUAAAUAUUGAAAACUCCAGGCAUCGAAAACAAGAGCAGAAGCACCCUCAGCCACAACCUUAUAAAAGGGAAGGUAAAUGGCAUAAAUAUGGUCGCACUAAUGGAAGACACAUGGCAAAUCUUGAAAUAGAAUUGGGGCAGUUACCUUUUGACCCUAAAUAUUGAUUGUCAUGAUUAAGUUAAAUUAGAAAAUGGUAACAGAAACAUGGAUGGUAUCUACAAUGUUUGGUAUUGAAACUAAAAUGAAAUUAUCAAGAUAAUGUCUUUCUAUCAUUUCUAAGUAUCAGUUUGAUGACUUUACAUUAUUACUCAGAAGCAUCAAGCAAAAGCUUACUAACUUGCAUUUUCCUGUAGUUUAGUUUUGCUGAAAUUUUUUUGGCACUGGAAAUGUUCAACUGUAGUUUCAAGGAAGCCAGGCAUGCAACAGAUUUUGUGCAUGAAAUGAGUCUUCCUUUCAGUGUAUGAGCUUAAAGCAAGCUCAAAUCCUAUGACAAAGUGUAAUUAACACUGAUAUUUGUGUUAAAUUUGCAGUAGAGCUUGAAAAAGUACCUUGUGACGGAAUUUCAUCUUUAACACUUUAUAAUCUUACACUUGCUUCUUGUCUUUUUGUGGGUUCAAGAGCCCGUUGACUUGUGAAGAAUUUGCUGCCUUAUGAGCUUGCUGACUUGUUCUUUUGUGAAAUUUCUUGCACAUCUGAAUAUUGUGGAAGAAACAAUAAAACUACACCAUGAGGAAAACUAAAGGUCUUUAUUUAAAAUCUGGCAUUUGUAUUAAUAUAUGAUUUUAUACUUUGUGAUAUUUUUCAUACAUUUCCUCAGUAGUGUUAUUUGGUAAAUCAGUUCAGUGGUGUUUUGCUAGUUCAUAAAUUUUACCCAGUAUUUACAGGAGUGUUUAUGCAGCAUCUGAAUAUUUCUACCCAGCAAUGUCUGUUUCUCUAGAAAAGAUUUAAACACAGUUGAGAAUUUCAGCUUCUGUUGAGUUUCCUUUUUAAUUUCCGUUCAUAGACAUAUAUGUGACUUCCAGUUCGACCUUCUGGCAAGUGAGUGUGGAAGAACACAGCAGUUCUCUCGUAGCUGCUUGAAAUUAGGAAAGCACUUAUUUCCUAGAAGUAAAUAAACGUUUAAGUAAAUAAAGGCUACAUUUUGCUGA